GAUAACCAAAGCAAACUACAACAACAAAGACUUGGAGUCUGAAACAAAGAAACAUGAGAAUUAGGCCAUCAUCAUCAUCUUCUUACCAACAAGAUGAUGAUAACAACAAUAACAAUGGCUUCAGCAUCAAGAAAGGACCAUGGACUCCUGAAGAAGAUGAGAAACUUAUUCAGUACAUUCACAAACAUGGUCAUGGAAGUUGGAGAGCUCUCCCUAAACUAGCAGGUCUACAUAGGUGUGGAAAGAGUUGUAGAUUGAGAUGGACGAAUUAUUUGAGACCCGAUAUCAAAAGAGGCAAAUUCUCAAAAGAAGAAGAACAAACUAUUCUUCAUCUCCAUUCUUUCCUUGGUAACAAGUGGUCUGCCAUUGCGACACAUCUUCCUGGUCGAACCGAUAACGAAAUCAAGAACUUCUGGAAUACCCAUCUUAAGAAGAAGCUAAUUCAGAUGGGUUUUGAUCCUAUGACUCAUCGUCCACGAACCGAUCUUUUUUCAAGUUUACCUCAACUUCUAGCUUUGGCCAACUUGAGUGAUAUUCUGAUGAAAACGAAUACAAUUCAACAACAGCCAUGGGAUAAUCAAGAACAAGUUGUCAUGAAAUUACAAACUGAACUAGCCACUGCUAGUCAGUUGGCUAAGCUUCAGUAUUUACAAAACUUUCUUCUAGGACCAUCCAACAACAGUAACUCAUUGCUAAACCCCAAUUCACGCAAUUCUACUUCUACAGAUGUUGAAGCGCUCAGUAACCUACUAAACUCAUUUAAAGAAAACCCAUUACCAUCUCAAAUUCCGAACAAUUCUGCAUUUCCUAGUACAACCAUACACAAGUUUUCUCAUUUGCCUGAUCUAGUACAAGAGCAAAAACCGAAUUGCAGUUUUCAGGCAUCAUUUAGUAGUAUUGAUGAUGGCCAAGGGUCAGAUUUUAGUAUGUUUAAUCAAGGAGAUCAAAGUGUUCCUACUACUACUACACCAACAUCUCCAUGGAUUAAUAUUGCUGAGACCUCAUCAACCUAUGUCAGCAACCACGGCGAUUCAUCGAGCUCUAUUAGUACUAUGGAUAAUGGAGUGAAUGUUACAAAACUUGAUUCUUUUUGGCCGGAUUUCUUUGCUGAUGAAGACCCUUUUCUCCAAUAAAUAUAAUGUGUCUGAAACAUGAUUCGUUUCUGUAUCUUGUAUUUUUAAGAAGUGAGAGAUGUGAUUUGUCUUUGUAAUACAACAAUUUUUACUAGUAUGUAAUUGGUUUUUUUGUGUGGAUAGAUAUGUAUUCUAGGUUGAUAUAUAAACGUAUACAUAUUCUGUAAUAUAUUUUGUAACAUCUUUCAUUACAAAGUUCACGUGUAUUAUUUUUUAUAAA
Messenger RNA from Papaver somniferum (opium poppy), 1353 nucleotides. RefSeq names its product transcription factor MYB53-like. The record is from RefSeq and is a predicted model, not a curated record. NCBI's taxonomy places the organism in Eukaryota, Viridiplantae, Streptophyta, Magnoliopsida, Ranunculales, Papaveraceae. The transcript has 3 exons. The coding region runs from base 54 to 1133 and encodes 359 amino acids.